Coffea eugenioides is the source of this 1614-nucleotide messenger RNA. RefSeq names its product putative UPF0481 protein At3g02645. The record is from RefSeq and is a predicted model, not a curated record. NCBI's taxonomy places the organism in Eukaryota, Viridiplantae, Streptophyta, Magnoliopsida, Gentianales, Rubiaceae. The coding region runs from base 1 to 1614 and encodes 537 amino acids. The transcript has a single exon.
AUGGAACGUCAAUAUUCGUCAGGCACGGUUCCCUUAAGCUCUUGCGCCAGGGGCUGGGUCGAGCGAAUUACCAACAUCUUCCGGAAAGAAAUUGCAAUCAACAUCGAUCAUCUCCCUCCCGUUUCUGUUUUUGAAGUCCCCAAAACACUCACCCUUCAAAAGCCCGAAGCAUAUACUCCUCAGCUCAUAGCCAUGGGGCCGUACCACCAUCUGCGCCCCGAGCUCUAUCAGAUGGAGAGAUACAAGCUCGCCGCCGUCAAAGAAAUCUCAACCCCGGAGCAGAUUUUCAACUUCCAACAUAUCGUGAUCAACAGGUUGAAGGAGAUGGAUCCCUCCACCCGGGCUUGCUACAAUAAGUUCAUGGACUAUGAUCAAGAUACAUUGGCGUGGAUUGUAGCAAUAGACAGUUGUUUCUUUCUCCACGUCUUGCAUUCUUAUCUUGUGCAGGAUGAGGCCACGGACAGGAGAUUGUUGGACAACACUAUCGUCACGAGAGAUAUCAUGAUGCUUGAGAAUCAAAUCCCACUUAUUCUGUUGAAAGAGGUUCGCAAAUCCCUUGAAGUCUCUCCGCCUAAUGAUCAGGAUGAUAUCGAGUUGAUCUCAAUGUUACUUCAGUUGUGCGAAGCACAAUCUCCUGUUAAGUUCUCAAUUGAUAUGACCAACCAAGACCGUUACCGUAGACCUCUUCAUUUGUUAGAUAUGAUGUAUCGUGUGAUUGUAAACAGCCCGGGUUGUGUCGUGUCCGGGUCCUUAGAAAAUCGUCCCGUUCAAACUGUACCAGUUUAUACAGAAUUUAAGAAUUCAUUAACCUCUUCAUCCAGGACCUCCUCGUCCUCCUCGAGCGAUAGGGAAGAUCCAGACGUGGUUCACAACAAUUUGGAAGCAAUCUUGGACGUAGUGGAGACCAUUGGUACUAAGCGUGCCCAGGACCUUCUUAGGCCUGUUAAGGCUGUCUCGAGCAUUCCAUGGUCAGCUCUUUCUGGGCUGUUCAGAAAAGGCAACCUAAGUACUGGUGAGCGAAAUCCAGAAGACGAUGAGAUCGCAAUUCCAUCGGUAUCUCGUCUUUGGCAUUACGCUGGAGUCCAAUGCAAACCCUUUAUUGGGAGCAUCAAUGAGAUCAAGUUCGUGGAAGGGGAGGCCACUUUGUACCUUCCUGUGAUGAAUUUGAACGCGAGCUCAGAAGUGAUAAUGAGGAAUCUGGUGGCUUACGAGGCUGCUAUGUGUAAAUCAACCCUUGAAUUUGCUCGAUACGUCAACCUCAUGAAUGGGAUUAUAGACACCGCAGAAGACGUGAAGCUGCUGAAGCAAAAUGGGGUUAUCAAGGGUGCUCUCAUGGAUGAUGAAAUUGCUGAUCAAUUCAACGGUAUGAAGAGAUGUUACGCUGGCUCAGAUCAGAAGUCCAACAUUGAGGUUGCUAUUGACAAAGUUAACGACUUCUACAGCAAGAAACUUUUGGUCAUGAUGGUUAGACGGUUGAAGAAGGACUUGUAUGCUUCAUGGAAAUGUCUGGCCGUGGUUUCCACUGUCGCGCUGCUGGUCGUGCUUAGCAUGCAGACCUUUUGCGAGUUCUAUCAAUGCAGCAAAGUCUGGAACUUCAACAAGGAAUCAUCAUGA